AAAAAAAGAGGGGAGAGGAAAAAAGUUGGAUCUGAUUUGCUGGAAUCGCGCAGGACCGACUGAAGGUGGAAGCGCUCGGUUUCAUAUCAGCUCUGGCUGGAAGCUUUUAGCAGGGGGCGAACCGUCCCGGCACUCUGCGCCCUGCGAAGCUCCGCGCAGAGAGAGAGAGAGAGACAGAGAGAGACAGAGAGAGAGAGAGAGAGAGAGACAGAGAGAAAGAGAGAGAGAGAAAGGGAACACGUCGUAGCGGCGGAGCACGCACAGCUCCAAGUUGCUUCUCCUUCUACUUUUACAUGCCAGCUCCUGCGUAUUAAAAACACAAAACCUUUUUUUUUUCCCCCUCCGCGGUGGCGACAAUCUUUGGAUCGAGACUCUUCAUGGAUAUUCUUGGAUAAUUUCCCUUCGGAUUGCUGCUCCACACGCGUACACACACACACACACACACACACAUACGCGCACACACACCGUCUCUCUUCUUGCAUGGUGCGCACCGAUCGGUCCAGGACGAUGGAGUGAUCGGAGGAAUAAGUCCACCUACAAUCACUUUUUCUUUCUCUGUGUGCUCAGCGCCGUCUCGACAUGUAUUCUCCGAUUUGUCUAACUCAGGAUGAAUUUCAUCCCUUCAUCGAGGCGCUUCUCCCUCACGUCCGUGCCAUCGCCUACACGUGGUUCAACCUGCAGGCCCGAAAGCGCAAGUACUUCAAGAAGCACGAGAAGCGGAUGUCCAAGGACGAGGAGCGUGCCGUGAAGGAUGAGCUCCUGGGUGAGAAGCCUGAGGUCAAGCAGAAGUGGGCCUCCAGGCUGCUGGCCAAGCUGCGGAAGGACAUUCGGCAGGAGUACCGGGAGGACUUCGUCCUCAGCGUGACGGGCAAGAAGCCGCCGUGCUGCGUUCUGUCCAACCCGGACCAGAAGGGCAAGAUCCGCCGGAUCGACUGCUUGCGGCAGGCCGACAAAGUCUGGCGCCUGGACCUGGUGAUGGUCAUCCUCUUCAAGGGCAUCCCUCUGGAAAGUACGGACGGCGAGCGGCUCGUCAAGUCUCCACAUUGCACCAACCCAGCACUUUGUGUCCAGCCUCACCACAUAACAGUAUCGGUCAAGGAGCUGGACUUGUUUCUAGCAUACUAUGUCCAGGACCAAGACUCGCAGCAGUCAGGAAGUCCGAGUAACAAUGAGCCAGGCAAAACCCCUCUUCCAGUGUAUUUGGAAGACAGCUUCAUCAAAUCAGGAGUUUUCAGUGUCACGGAGCUGGUGCGAGUGUCUAGGAUGCCGAUCACCCACGGCGCAGCGGUACCCUUCUCCAUGGCGGACAUGCCCAGCCAGCCCUACUAUCAUGACCUGAACUCCAGCGUGGCACUACAACGCUCCCUGUCCUCCCCGCCUGGCAGCAAAAGGCCCAAAACCAACAUGGAGGAGAACAUGGAUACAAGCCCGACGGGACCCGACUUCUACUCGUCACCCAGCUCACCAGCCAGCAGCCGGGCGAACUGGCACGACAGAGACGGAGCAGAGAUGUCCUCUCCCACAAUGAAGAAGCCAGAAAAGCCACUGUUCAGCCCCACUUCCCCGCAGGACUCCUCACCGCGACUCAGCACUUUCUCUCAGCCUCACCACCCGGGCCUAUCAGGUGUGGGACACAGUGUUAUAUCAUCGAGGAGCCCCCCUUCACACUCGCCCCUGCAGUUCUCAGCCUCGGCCAUCCUGCCUCCGGCGCCGUCGUCCUACUUCUCGCACCCCACCAUACGCUACCCGCCUCACCUCAACCCCGCCGAUCCCCUCAAGAGCUACGUGCCGUCGUACGACCCGUCCAGCCCACAGAGCAGCCAGCCUAACAGCAGUGGUCAGGGGGUUGGGAAGGUCCCAGGCCACUUCACCCCGGUUUUGGCUCCAUCCCCACACCACGGCCCGGUGCGACCCGUCACUCUUUCCAUGCCCGACACCAAGCCCAUCACCACAUCAACAGAAGGCUACUCAACUCCUGGCACACCAACGUCUAAUCGUUUUGUAGGCCUGAGCCCUAGAGAUCCCGCCUUUCUCCACCAGCAACAGCUGAGGAAGUGUGACUGGAGCGUGACUCAAAACGGCAGGCAUUAUGGCCCCAGUGCCACUGACGACACUUUGGGGAUUGCUUGGCAAAGUCCUGGUACCUGGGCGAGCUUAGUUCCAUUCCAAGUGUCGAACGGGACUCCGAUUCUGCCAACAAAUGUCCACCAGAACUACAGCAUAAACAUCAUUGGUGAACCGCUGGUCCCCGCCGAGUCCGGGAACUGAGCUCAUCGAGGCUUGACCCACCUCUGCCCUCCCCCCACCCAGGGUGGAAGUGUGGGGCAGAGCUAGCACUACAGGUGUCUGCAGCCAUGGAUGAAACCAGCAAAGCAGCAGGUGCUGCAUAAACCCCCUCCUCAUCAAUCUCCUCACCUUCGACCUCCCGACCCCCUCAGUCUCACCUCUUCCACCUCCCUGCUCCCACUCCUCCUCCUCAUCCUGAUGAUGAUGAUGAUGGACAAUGGCCCUGAAGUAAAGAUGAUGAGUGGACGGCUCAGAGGAAAGAAGAAAAGCUUCAGGUCUGAUGUCUCCUCGCACACAUCCACCCACCCACCAGUCAGUUGUUGCGUUUGCAGAACUUUUUUCAAUCCAUCUGAAUACUGUGAUGUAUAGAUGCCUUAAUGUUUAAUUGCAUGACACUCUAGACUCCUGGCAGUAAUUCCUACUUAUUGUUCAACGUCAGAGGAAGGUGAAAACCAUUUUGAACGCCUCGCAACACACACACACACACACACACAGUCAACCGAGGGGGGGUCUGCAGAUACAUCCCUGCCUGGUGGAUGGCUAAGAGACUCUGAACGAACGAACGAUUCACUGUGUACACCGUAGGAACAAAAAAAAAAAAAAAAAAAAAAUUGUGAAUUCAGAGUGUUUUUUUUUUCUUCCGUUUGAUUUCAGUUUACUGUGAUACGACUCUUUGUUUUUAAGGAAAAAAAAAUGUGUUGACUUUGUUUCUUUACUGCUACUUAUUUCAAGAACUAAUGUAAACACUUAUGGGGAGAGUUGAGAACUCUCGAUGCAGUUUUUUUUAAAAAAAAAAAAACACUAAAUGCUAACAGCUUGACAUUGGACCCCUCCUAAAAAAAGAAGAAGAAAAACGACUCGCAAGUCCUUUUCAAAAGGAAUGUAAUAAUAAAAGAGGAAGAAAAAAAGAAAAAAUUUGCGACAGAGGCAAGUGCAAUUGAAUUUUUUUUGAAGGGAAGCUAUCAGUCUGACUGCCCUAAGACUCUAAAGGAAGGGGGAUAGUUAUUAAAUGUUUAAGAAUAUGAUUUCAGCCACAUAUCCAUCUCUUCGCAUGAGUAAAAAGUGUGAAAGGCAGUUUGAAGACAAGCAUAAAGCUACCUGUGCAACAGAAAAAAAAAAAACAGCACUUAAUCUGAUCUGAGCACUUCCCAUCACGAUGGGCAAUUUCUUUUUUCUUAAACAAUCUAAAAUAAGUCGAGAAAUUACACACACAAAGUGUGCGUGAAAGAGACAUUUUGUUUCAAUUAAAAAGUAUUUGGCCGUCAGCUUAUAAAGCUUAUGUGUACAGUUAUUAUCCAUGCAAAUGUACUGUAAUCUUCAUGGGUAAAGCUACAGCUUGUGCAAGGCAAACUCUAAAGUGGAAGAGGGUGAAAACUGAAAUUAUGAAUCCAGGUGGUGGCAUAUCCCCGAAAUCAAGAUCUCUGCAUGGCAAUCCCGCAGCUGUUGCCCCUCCAGUCCAGACAACACACACACGCAUAUAUAUAUAUAUAUAUAUAUAUACACACACACACGAGAAAAAAAAAUCUCUCCGAUACUCCUAAUUUUGCACGACGACAUAUAGUCCACAUUACGUGCCUUGCCUUUGAAUAUAGAGACGUCACUACAGUUGUUUUUGCUGCAUUUAUCAUUAUAGAGAGAGAAAAAAAAUUAACAUUUUUAUGAUAAGAAUUGUUUUGUACUUUGAAUGAAAUUGUUGAUUUUUAACUUCAUGUACUACUCUAUCUCACAGUUACAUUGCAUAUCAAGGCUGUGUAUAGUUGCUGUUUUAAAGUUUGUAAUCUACCAGCAUUUGGUUUUUUUCCAGUAUUUUGGUGGUUUUUCUGAUAACCUUUCAUCUUUUUGUUUUCUCUCUUAUCUUCAAUGCUCAUUUUCUUCAUCUUCCCGUUACUAUUGUGGAGGGUGGAAUUCAGAAAUAUGAAAAUUAUGCAAUACCAAGUUUUGCCUAUGUAGGUAGUGCUUAUAGAUGUGUCAAUUAUUAGAGGCUAGUUUGGAGAUAGAAAAUAUGGUAAUGCAUUUAUUUUGUUGAUGUUGUUGUCCGUCGCUGUUGUUGUUGAUGAUGUUGUUGUUGUUGUUGUUGUGGGUGUUUCCUUUUUUUUUUUUUUUUUAUUGACCAAAGUGGGGACUGCUUUCUAUGCAGUGUAAGGCAAGGUCUGAUUUUUUUUUCUCCAGCAUCUACCGAAUGACAGUCAGACAUGUUUCAGUGUAAUAUAUUUUUUUGGAAAAGGGUGAAUUUUUUUAGAAGUAUGUAUAAAAAACAUAAGAAUUCAUCCUAUGUAGGUCUUACUACGGCUGCAAAGUCACUAAUUAGUCUGCUGUGACUAGGCAUGGGUCGGUUAGCCAUAUCGAGCUACUUGAAGUUUUUAAAGAUUUUCACUCACCGCUUUUGAAAGUUUGAAACGUCUUUAACAAGAAAUAAAAUCAGUUUUUCUCCAUCUGUAAGAAGCAGCACUGUCGCUAUCCCUUCACAGCUGGUUAGCUACAGUGACGUGCGGUGAGGUUCAUAGCUGGUGAGGCACUGACGUCAUCAGAAUCAGAUUUGCAAAUAGAUGCAUAGAUUGACAGCAGUUUACAGGUUAUGUUUCACUUCUGCAUCCUUACACAUAAACUGUAGCUCACAAAACACACAUUUCCUUAAAAAACAAAACAAAAUAAAUGUAAGCAGGUAAGACAUUACUGUCUUACCUGCUUCGAUUGAAAGUCCACUUGAGAAAACUUUUUUAGUGUUGUAAUGUAGUCAUCCAUGUCGAAAGUCGGGAUAAGCGAGAGGAAA
This is a messenger RNA of Xiphophorus maculatus (southern platyfish), 5056 nucleotides long. RefSeq names its product nuclear factor I B (gene nfib). Gene Ontology annotation, molecular function: DNA-binding transcription factor activity, RNA polymerase II-specific; RNA polymerase II cis-regulatory region sequence-specific DNA binding. The transcript is spliced from 12 exons. NCBI's taxonomy places the organism in Eukaryota, Metazoa, Chordata, Actinopteri, Cyprinodontiformes, Poeciliidae. Bases 580 to 2268 code for a protein of 562 amino acids. Gene Ontology annotation, cellular component: nucleus. Gene Ontology annotation, biological process: regulation of transcription by RNA polymerase II. The record is from RefSeq and is a predicted model, not a curated record.